AUGGUUCGAGACUUUAUGUUUGUGACGCAGAUUCUUCGGCUGAAGGCGGAGACGGAGCGCUGUCGGACCAGAUUUCACACACGCUGGAGGCGCUGCGCCGGCACUCGCGGCAGAUCGCCGCGCGACGCGUGCGCCGCGUACAGUUCUCGGACCGAUCGCAGGAUGGCGCGCGCGGCGACGGGGUCGGUGAGUGCGGGGAGCGGUGCGCGAGGCUUGGGCGGGCGCAGCGCAGUGAGUGAGUGA
Messenger RNA from Pieris macdunnoughi, 243 nucleotides. NCBI's taxonomy places the organism in Eukaryota, Metazoa, Arthropoda, Insecta, Lepidoptera, Pieridae. The record is from the annotation of a GenBank genome assembly.